GAAAGAGGUGCGGCGCUCGGGCGAAAGGCACAUCAUCGACACAAAUAUCACUCGGACAAGCAUCAUGCUUUGCGUCUUCUGUCCACAGCAGGUGGCGAAGACGCUGUACGGCGCAAUCCACUUCUUGAAAACACAGACGACACUGGGGGUCGUGAGAUAACGCCACAAAGCGCUUCCGACCGCGGGGAGACUUGGGGGUCCCCGAAAGCGGCACGUAGUCCCGGGAUAAACGCUGCAGCGUUCGAUGCCUUUGAGUUCGGCGGGAGCGGCCCGGCGGGAAGUGGAUUGGCACGGCCACCGGCGAAUAUAGAUGUAGACUUGCAGAGCUUCGCAUCAUCACAAC
Amoebophrya sp. A25 is the source of this 343-nucleotide messenger RNA. Lineage: Eukaryota; Dinophyceae; Syndiniales; Amoebophryaceae. The record is from the annotation of a GenBank genome assembly.